Molecule: messenger RNA, 1419 nt
Organism: Spodoptera littoralis (African cotton leafworm)
Lineage: Eukaryota; Metazoa; Arthropoda; Insecta; Lepidoptera; Noctuidae
Source: the annotation of a GenBank genome assembly
AUGGAUCUCCACGCUCCUCAGUUGGUUGUCCAUUCUUAUGAACCCCACGCUCCGUUGUUGGAGGUUGAGGGCCUGGAUCCUCACAGUCCUCAGCAGAAGGUGCUGAUCCAUGCACCAACGUUGCAAAGCCAGGAGUUGAUGAGCAGCGACCACAGGAACGGAGGUGAGCAGAGCUAUGAGUACGACUUCACAGAUGAGCAGUACCACGCGCACAGCAGCAACCAGAGCGGAGACGGUCACGGCGGAGUAAAUCAACUAGGUGGAGUAUUUGUGAACGGUCGACCGCUUCCAGACGUGGUGCGGCAGAGAAUAGUGGAGCUGGCUCACUCAGGAGUGCGGCCCUGUGACAUCAGCCGGCAGCUGCGGGUGUCACAUGGAUGUGUCUCCAAGAUACUGUCGAGGUACUAUGAGACUGGAAGUUUCAAAGCUGGUGUGAUUGGCGGCUCCAAGCCCAAGGUGGCCACGCCUCCAGUGGUGGACGCCAUCGCAGCAUACAAAAGAGAGAACCCUACCAUGUUCGCCUGGGAGAUCAGGGACAGACUCCUCAGUGAGGGGAUCUGCAGCCAGGAUAAUGUGCCUUCUGUGUCCAGUAUAAACAGGAUUGUCCGUAACAAGGCGGCGGAGAAGGCGAAGCAGGCUCACAACCAGCAGCAGCAGCAACAGGAACAGGAGAUCAGCUCAGCGCAGGGGAGCGUAGUAUCUGUGAUAACCCACGCAGGCAACGCGCCCGGCACGACAGCAGUCCUGUCUCCAACCACAGACCAGCACGUCACCAACACCGGGAGCUACAGCAUCAACGGGAUCCUGGGGAUUGAACAGGUCGAGGGUCUCCACAAUGGGAACGCGACUGGUUUGAAGAGGAAACGGCAUGAAGACCAAGACGAAAACCGGGACUUUAACAGCCAUUCGGAGGACGACGUGAAAAGACAGAGAAGUCACUACAACGGUGACCAAAUAUACUCCAAUCUCUGGUCAUCCUCAAAAUGGAGUCUCAAAGACGAGUACAAGUUACUAUCGGAGCUUGGCGGAGCUGCAGGUGGCGCCACUGGUUACUACGGAGAGUUAUUCGACACUCCUUACGAACACGCCGCCCAUCCUCACUACACUCCCCAUUCAGCUCACAAUCGACUGCCCACGUUAAGUCAAACAUCCCUGCAACCACUCUCAACGAAUGACUCCACGGGUUCCAAUGGUGGAGCUGGUGGUGAACCUCCGUCAGCGGCUGCGAGUCCUGAUGCUGCAGCACUGGUCGUCCUACAGCCACCUGCACCACCAUACCCUCCGUACGCACAUUAUGAUGGUACGACAACGUUAGCCAGUGAAUACGCGUACGCGGCCCCCUACUCACAGUACUCCCCGUACGGAGGACCCUACUCGCAUUCUGCUGCCACCGGCCUGCUGUCCAAGUGCUUAAGAUAA